AUGACAACCACCGCCGGCGAGUCCGCUCUUCCGCACUAUGUGCUGCUCGGUAUAUGGUGUUGGAUAUACACAGUCUCUGCGCUACUCGGCUUUGCACUGCUACGACUACUGUACAAUAUAUCACCAUUUCAUCCUCUGGCCAAAUACCCAGGGCCGCUACUGUGGAGAGCGUCCCGUCUCCCGGCUUCCUGGCGUCAGGCUCGCGGCGAUCUAUACAAGAGCAUCGACGCCAUCCACAAAAAAUACGGACCGGUGGUUCGGAUCGCGCCCGAUGAGCUUUCAUUCACAAACCCAGAAGGCUGGGCCCAGAUCUACAACAGUCGACCUCAGCUGCAGAAAACGCGUUUCCACUUCCCGUCGGCCGAGACGCGCAAGGUGCCCGAGAGCAUGAUCAUGGCCAGCGACGCGGACCACACUCGGCUCCGGCGCCUCGCCAACCCUGCCUUCACGACCACGGGGGUUCUAGAAGUCGAGCCCGUGAUGCAGCACUACGUCGACCUGCUCUGUACACAACUGACCGAGGCCUGCCACGAGGGCUCGCAGAACAUGGUCGAGUGGUUCCUCUGGACGCUCAACGACGUGAUCGGCCAGCUGGCCCUGGACCAGGAGUUUGACUGUCUCAAGAAGCGCCGCAUGCACCCCUGGCCGAGCUUCCUCUUGCAGGGUCUCAAGAAAGCCACCAUCUUCAACCAAUUCCGCCGCUUUGGGAUCACCGAGAGCAUGCUGAUGCCGUUGAUGACGGCGAAGCAGCUGCAGGAGAGGAACAACUUCUUCGACGCGGCCAAUUCGGCGGUGAAGCAGCGACUCGAUCGUGAGGACGACGAGGGCGGCAAGGAAACGAAGAAGAAGAGACCCGACAUCGUGGGCCUGAUGCUGCGCGAGAUGAAGGACGGCAACCGCCUCACCCACGACGAGGUCGUCUCAAACUCGGUGCUCAUCGUCGGUGGCGGCGCCGAGACGACGAGCACCUGCCUGAGCGCGACCUUUUACCACCUCUGCAAGACGCCCCGCGUCAUGAAGAAGCUCCAGGACGAGAUUCGCCGCACCUUCACGGCCAGCGGGGACAUCACCGUCCGUGCGACCUCCAACCUGCCCUAUCUCAGGGCGACCGUCGACGAGGCCCUGAGGAUCUUCCCCGUCGCCAGCUACAUCACGCCGCGAACCACGCCCAAGGGAGGCCACCUGAUCGCCGGCGAGUUUGUACCGGAAGGAACCUACGUCUCAAUGGGCCAGUGGCACAUGGGGCGGUCCGGCCGACUGUUCGACAACCCCAAGGAAUUCCGACCGGAGAGAUGGCUCGAUGAGCUCGGCGACAAAGGGCCCUCGGGCCUACAGGCCGACGAGAUCCUGAAGCCCUUCAGCCUGGGUCCUCGAAAUUGCAUUGGCAAACAGGUGGCUCUCACCGAAGCACGCCUCGUCAUUGCAAAGUUGCUGUGGCACUUCGACAUGGAACUUGACGGGGAUCAUUCUACGUGGGUGGAAGAUGCGAGGUUCUAUGUUCUGUGGGAACUUCAGCCGCUGAAGGUCAGGUUGACGCCGGUUGAGCGUGGAAUGUAG
Fonsecaea pedrosoi CBS 271.37 is the source of this 1557-nucleotide messenger RNA. RefSeq lists its product as uncharacterized. Lineage: Eukaryota; Fungi; Ascomycota; Eurotiomycetes; Chaetothyriales; Herpotrichiellaceae. Bases 1 to 1557 code for a protein of 518 amino acids. The transcript has 5 exons. The record is from RefSeq and is a predicted model, not a curated record. Gene Ontology annotation, molecular function: iron ion binding; monooxygenase activity; heme binding.